UUCUCCUUGGACAAAUCCUGAAGAAAACUCCAGCUAGUUGGUGAGGGAGCGAUGGUGAAGGAAUCAACAUCAGGAAGUGCUUGCUUUCUCAGGAUCUGCUAGAGAGCCGAUGAAAAUGCUUAUUAACAGAAGCAGACUGUCCGCUCCUAACCUAAGACACUGACCACUCUGUUUGAAUCAGGCUUUCGAGUUCCUUCCUUCUGGCUGUUCUUGGAGACAGGAAUGUUUCUGGAGAAGAAUUUUCUGGUAGUUCAUGGAGCUUCCAUUCACCAACCUGGAAACUGCCUUCAUUUUACUCGCUUUUGUUAUUUUUUCCUUAUUUACUCUCGCAUCCAUCUAUACUACUCCUGAUGAGAAGAAUGAAGGUAAGGAAGGAAGGAAGGAAGGAAGGAAGGAAGGAAGGAAGGAAGGGGAAGGG
Messenger RNA from Perognathus longimembris pacificus (Pacific pocket mouse), 418 nucleotides. It is a transcript of the gene Smim31, whose product is annotated as small integral membrane protein 31. The record is from RefSeq and is a predicted model, not a curated record. NCBI's taxonomy places the organism in Eukaryota, Metazoa, Chordata, Mammalia, Rodentia, Heteromyidae. The annotation marks the transcript as partial. The transcript is spliced from 3 exons.